Messenger RNA from Psilocybe cubensis, 456 nucleotides. RefSeq lists its product as uncharacterized. Bases 1 to 456 code for a protein of 151 amino acids. The transcript has 2 exons. NCBI's taxonomy places the organism in Eukaryota, Fungi, Basidiomycota, Agaricomycetes, Agaricales, Agrocybaceae. The record is from RefSeq and is a predicted model, not a curated record. Gene Ontology annotation, biological process: peptidyl-glutamate ADP-deribosylation.
AUGGGCACCAACACCAUCUCGCACAUCAAAGCCUCCCUCUUCAGCGCGCCUGCAGGUACCAUCCUCGUGCACGCAUGCAACACGCACGGUGCAUGGGGCAGCGGGAUCGCACUUGCGUUCCGCGAUAUCUAUCCGGCGGCGUACGGCGUGUACCGCGCGCACUGCCAGGCGCACGGGGAGUCGCUCGUCGGGACGUGUCUGCUGAUUCCGGGAGACGACGCGCAUGAUAUCGCGUGCCUGUUCACAUCGCGCGCGUAUGGGCGCCGGAAGGAUGCGCCGGCGCAGAUUCUGGCUGCGACAAGGGCGGCGGUGAUGGAUUUGCUGGAAAAGAAUGUGUCGAAUAAGCCGUUGCAUGCUUGUCGGUUCAACUCUGGCAAAUUUGGUGUUCCAUGGCAAGAGACUGAGGCUGUUUUGAAAGAUUUAAAAGUUACUAUGACGGUAUACUCCACGGAUUGA